This is a messenger RNA of Clunio marinus, 238 nucleotides long. The record is from the annotation of a GenBank genome assembly. NCBI's taxonomy places the organism in Eukaryota, Metazoa, Arthropoda, Insecta, Diptera, Chironomidae.
AUGGAGAAAAAAAAGUUUGUUAAAGCGAAAAAUAUUCCAAAAGGUGAGGUUUUACCUUUUCAACCGCAACAAAUGAAAUUCAGAGACAGACUGAAAGCUAAUUCAAUAAUAUUGUCAAUGAUGACAGAAAAUUCUUCUUUGGGGCUAUCAGGGAUUCAAACUGAAGCAGUUUGCAUAUCAUAUGAUCUCAAUCAACCCACAAUCGACCAUUCUAAUGAAUAUUCACAACGUAAUUCGU